AUGUUUAAUCAGCUUGGUGGUGGAACUAACAAUCCUAACAAAGAUGUGGAGGUUACAUCUCCACCGGAUGAUACAGUAUCAUCUCUCGAGUUUUCACCACCUUCUGUGCCCCAAACCUUUCUUGUAGCUGGCAGCUGGGACUGCCGGGUAAGAUGUUGGGAAGUGGAGGCUUCUGGCAAAACUGUUCCUAAAGCAGCACAAGGCAUGGAUGGACCCAUUUUGGAUGUUGCCUGGCAUGAUGAUGGUACAAAAGUCUUCAUGGCAUCAACAGACAAGAGUGUCAAAUGUUGGGAUCUAGCUGCUAAUCAGUGUAUGCAGGUGGCAGCCCAUGAUGCACCAGUCAAGGCCUGCCACUGGGUCAAAGCACCAAACUACAAUUGUUUGAUGACUGCCUCCUGGGACAAAACACUAAAGUUCUGGGAUACACGAAGUGCAGUGCCCGUAAUGACCAUGAAUCUCUCAGAACGAUGCUAUUGCGCUGAUGUGGACUACCCCAUGGCGGUGGUGGGCACCGCGGACCGCGGCAUCUGCCUGUACACGCUGGAAGGCAAGCCGGCGGAGUUCAAGCGCGUGGAGUCGCCGCUCAAGUACCAGCACCGCUGCAUCGCCAUCUUCCGCGACAAGAAGACCAUGCAGCCGACCGGCUUCGCGCUGGGCAGCGUCGAGGGCCGCGUGGCCAUACAGUACGUGAACCCCGCCAACCCCAAGGACAACUUCACCUUCAAGUGCCACCGCGCGGGCGGCAGCACCACCGGCAGCUUCCAGGAUAUCUACGCAGUGAACGAUAUCGCCUUCCACCCUGUCCAUGGCACACUGGCCACGGUCGGCUCUGACGGCUCUUUCUCCUUCUGGGACAAGGAUGCGCGCACCAAGCUCAAGUCUUCCGAGACGUUGGACCAGCCGCUCACAAAGUGCGCCUUCAACCACAGCGGCCAGGUCUUUGCCUAUGCAGUCGGCUACGACUGGUCGAAGGGUCAUGAGCACUACAACCCCGCGAAAAAGAACUACAUAUUCUUGCGGCCGUGCUUCGACGACCUGAAGCCGCGCACCACC
Molecule: messenger RNA, 1053 nt
Organism: Iphiclides podalirius (scarce swallowtail)
Lineage: Eukaryota; Metazoa; Arthropoda; Insecta; Lepidoptera; Papilionidae
Source: the annotation of a GenBank genome assembly